CCAUCACCUUCUUCACUCACACUAGUACAUGUCCUUUAGAUUACUCUCUUCCUCGAAAGCCUUAGCAACCAGAGCUCUCUCUAUCCGUUCUCCUCCCAAACACCACCGGAAUAUCCCAUUUCCGGCAACAACCUACAAAACUCACUCUCUUAGAGGCGUACUACCUUUUGUUAGAAUGGCUUCCGAUGGUCAGCAAUUCCCUAGGCAGAAACAAGAAACCCAACCAGGGAAAGAACAUAUCAUGGAUCCUAACCCUCAGUACACUUCCAAAGACUACAAGCCCUCUAACAAACUUCAACAGGGAAAGGUUGCACUUGUGACCGGAGGCGAUUCUGGGAUUGGUAGAUCUGUUUGUCACUGUUUUGCUCUGGAAGGCGCAACGGUGGCCUUCACAUUUGUGAAAGGUCAGGAAAACAAGGAUGCAGAAGAUACGCUUCAAAUUAUCAGGGAGUCCAAGAAACCUGAAGCCCAAGAUCCUAUUGCCAUAGCAGCUGAUCUGGGAUUCGACGAGAACUGCAAGAAAGUGGUUGAUGAAGUUGUCAAUGCUUUUGGCCAGAUUGAUAUCCUGGUUAACAACGCCGCGGAGCAGUACGAGUGUACAACUGUGGAAGAGAUCGAUGAAUCAAGACUUGAAAGGGUGUUCAGGACCAACAUUUUCUCCUAUUUCUUCAUGGUCAGGCAUGCUUUGAAGCACAUGAAAGAAGGAAGCUCCAUAAUCAACACGACCUCGAUCAACGCCUACAAAGGGAACGCCAGUCUGCUAGACUACACAGCAACGAAAGGUGCCAUUGUAGCUUUCACCAGAGGACUCGCACUUCAGCUCGUAAGCAAAGGCAUACGUGUUAAUGGUGUAGCUCCUGGACCCAUCUGGACUCCGUUAAUUCCGGCAUCAUUCACCGAAGGAAAAGUGGAGAAAUUCGGGUCCGAAGUGCCGAUGAAGCGAGCAGGCCAGCCUAUUGAGGUUGCACCGUCUUAUGUCUUCCUUGCCUGCAAUGCUUGCUCUUCUUACAUAAGUGGCCAAGUCCUUCACCCUAACGGUGGAGCAGUGGUAAAUGCUUGAGAGGGACCUCCAUGAUCAUAGACAUUUCUGAUAUAUAUAUAUAUAUAUAUAUAGAUGUACGUUUUGCUACUGUUUGGUAUGGGCAUCGUUUUGAAGUUAUGGAGUUGGGAGUAUGCUUCUAAGGGUUGUAUAGCGUCUUUGCCGGUUUGCAAAUGUAAGCUGUCACUUUAAAUGGCUGUCACUGGUUUGGUUUGUGCUUGCAUAAUAUGGAUCAUGAGCUCUUUAUGGGACUAAAAAUGAAGCAUAUAAUUUUGACUACAAAUAUUAGCAACAAUCUCAGUUUUCAAAGUUGCACUGAUCAACAUGCAAGUUUCCUUACCCUUGGACCAAGGAAAGCUAAACCGAAAAUAUUAUAAGUUCUCUGCCAAUAACUCUUUAAUGCAAUUAAAGCUGGUAAAAUGCGACAGGGAUAGAACUGAAACCACUGUGUUUUUAACAUACAUCAGAAUGUUGAUGAGUGCCUUUUAUCACAAUGGGGUUAGGAGGUCUAUACAUCAUGCUGUAUUAGGAUGAUGAUGAUGAAAUGGAAGCCUGUGAAAGGGUCCUGACCGAGUAGAACACAAACCAUCAAAAAACACCAAAAAUAAAAAUUACACACCAAAAGAACAAAAACAAAAAACUACAUCAAAAGCAAUUAUACAAAAUCAGAAAGAAAGGAAAGUCAAGCACUUCAGCACCAGAAGCAGUGAAAACCCAAACAACAAACAGAUGACCAAAAGCAACCUGAAGACAUUGCAGAACUAGCAAAAUGUCCAGAGGCCGUUUUGGUAGUCAGAAUCACCGCCAUCCAAUCAUCCUUGGACCCGACUCCAGCGGCGCCGAUGAUCUUGGUGUUGUUAAGGUAGGUGAUGGGAAUGCAAACCGGCAUUAUAAACCCCAUCUACGGGUGCUGUUCAUAUCGAUCUUGCACCUCGUCAAGAGCUUUGGAUAGUCGGUGAGUUGCUCGUCGGGACAACGUUGCUGCUAUUGGUUAUGGGGGGUGGAGUGUUUGUCUUCAAGUUGGUCUGCAGUUUCGCAAAUUUCCUUGCCAAGGCUGACAAGCCGAGAGACUGUUACUGUUAAGUGCUUAAAUAAGAUUGUCUUCCUCAACCGCAUCAACUAACCCAAAUAAUAUCAAGUUUUUGAAAUUGUAUAUGUUCCCACUUCAGAUUUUAAAGAGAGCAGAAAAAAUAGAAAGCACCAUACUAUGACUUAAUUAAGUCAUUGCUUCAUACCUUUGUUUAGUCGGAAUGAAUCCAUAACAGGCAAGUACUAUUCUUAUACUGCUCAGCUGAUUUUUCUUCUUCUAAAGCUUCCAGCACUCACCGGUGAACUUGAGGUCUUCAUUUUUCCUUUUGUUUUUAGCAAGAUAUAUAUGGAACCUUUGAAAUUUUUUAUCCCUCCUUGAUCCAUAAUUUGGCUUUGAGAUUUAGAAUAUAGAAUCAUUUAAUCGGACAAUCAAAACUUGACUUCGAGACUUAGAAUAUAGAAUCCUUUAAACGGAAUCAAAUCUAUGCAUUGUAGUUGUAAUUCCGAAUAAAAGUUUGCAUGCUUUAAAGCUUGAAACAUGAGGUGCAACAGAAAGCGCAAGCCAAACAAUAGUCAUCUUAUAGUUCAUGCAACAGAAAUUCUUAUACAUUUUGUAUUUAAAUCCAUAUUGUAUAUCAACCAAUCAUUUCAGACUCGGUUUCGCAGAACCUAAAAUCUAACUAUUUGCCUUUACACCCUUUGAACUUGGAAAUACAUCAUAGGAAAUGGGAGGAAAGGAUUAUGAGUGUGGGAUGAAGUAUUUUGCCUUCAAUGUCUCACAAUUCUGUUUUCUAGGUAUAUGGGUGCCUUCUUAUUCACCCAGUGAAAAAAAUAAAAAAUCAAAAAAAAAAAAAAAAAAAAAAAAAAAAAACACAUAAAACUAAA
This is a messenger RNA of Ziziphus jujuba (common jujube), 2953 nucleotides long. Its product is annotated as NADPH-dependent aldehyde reductase 1, chloroplastic. Gene Ontology annotation, molecular function: oxidoreductase activity. NCBI's taxonomy places the organism in Eukaryota, Viridiplantae, Streptophyta, Magnoliopsida, Rosales, Rhamnaceae. The transcript is spliced from 4 exons. The record is from RefSeq and is a predicted model, not a curated record. Bases 29 to 1060 code for a protein of 343 amino acids.